UACGCUAUAGUACGCGAAUCAGAUGUGCUGGUAUGUAGCCCGAAGAAGGUUACUGGUUGUAUUGUGAUUUUAAUCAUGGUAAUUCAAAGGCCCAAGGAAUUUAGCAUAAAAUUAUGCUUCACAUUUGAAAGGCUACUUCACAAAACGCCCGUGUUAGAUAGAUUUAAUCAGAUGAGAAAUUUAAUUAAACUAGACAAGGGGACUGCUACGCGUAGAAUAAAUGAGAAAUUUUGAUCAGAAAACCCCACGGGUUGAGACUGGGACAUAUAGGCCUGUGUAAGAGGAUGGCAAAGAUUGAGAAACUGAGAACGAAAUUGUUGACUGAAUUUGACUCACUGAGGGCUGGGUGCAAUGUCGAAUUUUGUGUGUGUAAACAGUGAAACCUUCAAAAUUUAUAAAAUAAGGAAAUUACUGGCCCAGAUCAGGAAAUAUCAAGAUCAAAGAUUAGAUGGGCAGGACAUGUAGAUGAGAAAUGAAUUGAAAAUUUUGGCCGGGAAGUCAGAAGAGAAGAAACAACUUGGAAGACCUACGCAUAAAUGGAAGGAUACUAUUAAAAUGGAUCUUAGUGAAAUCGGUUUGCAGGAUGUGGAUUGGCUUCAUCUGGCGUAUGAUAGGAAUGUGGUGGGCUGUUGUGAAAAUGGAAGUACGUGGUUUGAAUCUUGGCCAGCUCCCCAUAGCCAUGUCUAUCCUGUCUAAGGAGUCACAAUACUGUGAACUAGGAUGGAGCAAUUUACCUUCAGAACCUUUGCUACAAGUCUUCAGCCACCUGCCAGUUCAAGAUCUCGGCACAGUUGCUCAGGUCUGCCAACACUGGAACCACAUCUCACAAUUCUCACAGCUCUGGCAGAGAGUAGAAUUCAAUCUAAGUCAAGCAUCCAAAUCAUACCUUCAACCAACUCCUGAAGGGUUGAUAAACUACAUCUUGCAACACCAUGCAAAACAUCUCAAGUUUGUUAUAUUCAAGAUGGACAGCACAGUAGAAUCUGCACAGAUGGCCUGUUACAUCUUAUCUAGGUUGGUGAACUGUUCCCUCAAGACAUUGGCACUCAUCAGUUCAGCUAGACCUGUGUUCCUCGACAUGGACCAGCAAUCAUUCAUCUCAGCAUUGACAGUUGUAUUUGAUCAUUCACAUACACUCAGUUCAGUGGCCAUAGAUAAUACGCCUGUGGACGACAUGUCUCUAGAGGUUCUUGCUUCAUCCAACUCUCGAACACUAGAGCUACUUCGAAUGAAGAGCUGUCCCAGAGUGUCACCAGAAGGUAUCCUGUCCCUUGCUGACCAUUGUUGUCAUUUGCGGGAACUAACCUUAAGCUACACAUUGUUGAGUGAUGACUUACUUCUUGCCCUGUCAUCAGAAGAGCAUGUGUGCCUUGAAUAUUUGCAUAUUGAUGUAUACACAGAAAAGGAUAUGCUGUUACAACAGAUCUCACCACAAUGCUGGAGUGCCCUUGUUGAACAUUCACCAGACAUGAACCUUGUCAUGUACUUUUUUGUAAUUCCUGAUCAGUCAUUUGAUACACUUUUUAUGUCGUACACUCCUGUCACACAUAUCUACUUUGGUGACCACGUUCCGAAGAGAGUGCUAGGUCGAAUUGGUAGUCAUUGUCCUAGACUAAAGGAAUUGGUUGUAGGAGCAAAUGGAAAUUCUUUCAUCAAUGAUGAACUUCUGAACAUUGCAAACAACUGUCCAGAAUUGUCAUCUCUAGGAUUAGGGGAAUGUGAGGUGACAUGUAGUGCAUUUGUAAAGUUUGCUCACAUCUGUGGCCCAAGACUUAAGGAACUUUAUGUCACAGAGGAAUGCCUUGUAGAGGACUCACAGUAUGACUUAACAAAGGCAUGCAAGCAAGUUUCAGAACUGAUAGGAAGGGACUGGGCUCCAGAGUAUAUGCCAAUUUGGUAAGGGAAUUCUCCAAGAUGUCAUCAUAUGGUAAGAGAAUUUAAUUUGCAGUGCAGUGAUGAAUGUCUUUAAUUUCACACUCUGUGUUGGAACUACUUGAAUCUGAGUGAAUGAAAACACUUUUUGAUGACAGUUCAAUUCAGGUUCUCAUGGUGGCAAGUAUGAAGAUGACUAUUUUCUGGGAUGUUGCAGUGUGUAGUGUGGUAGAAAUUUAUUGAUGUUUCAGAGGUGCUUAAUGCCUCCAUCACUAGGGUGGCUCGGUAAGACACUUUUAAUUUGUGUACAGUAUUAUUAGAGUUCAGUCAGCCACAUCAUAUUCAUGAGAAGAUUAUCAAGAUGACAACACUUGUGGUAAAGUGUUAUAAUAUGACUGAUUUUUUUCUUUGUUAGGGAAUUAAACUUUAAUCACAGUGGCAUAAUCAAGGAGAAGGCCUGCAGUUAAUCACCUACCCCCUCCAUCCCCAGUGGAGCAGCUGCCCAGAGCUCUCUACAUCGUAACGAAACAUGCAAUACAUCUUGUUCACAUUGCUAGCUUUAUAUUUUUGUAAUUAAAAUAAUAAGCAUAUUUGUUUAGAUUGAACUAAUUUUUUUGUAAAAGCCCCUCCCAGUACACAGUUACAGUUAAUGUUACUGCAUUAAGUAUUAAACCCUAUUGUAUAAUUUUAUUAAGAGUUCUUCCAUUAAAGAUAAUUUUGUUUUUAUACAUAAGAAAUUUAUGUGAAAAAUGGUUUGUAGCUUAUACUUUUCAGAGUUAUGCUUCAUACUAAAGUUCUUCCAGAUAGACCUUGUCAUUCUAUAACACCUUACUUUAAACUUUUUUGAAAACAUAAUACUUUCCUGUAAUCUCUGUGAAACAGUUGUAUAUUUUUCAGAAAAUAUAUGAUUUCAUAUUUA
This is a messenger RNA of Zootermopsis nevadensis, 2791 nucleotides long. RefSeq names its product F-box/LRR-repeat protein 3. Gene Ontology annotation, molecular function: protein binding. The record is from RefSeq and is a predicted model, not a curated record. Gene Ontology annotation, biological process: positive regulation of protein ubiquitination. NCBI's taxonomy places the organism in Eukaryota, Metazoa, Arthropoda, Insecta, Blattodea, Termopsidae.